Dentiscutata erythropus is the source of this 252-nucleotide messenger RNA. NCBI's taxonomy places the organism in Eukaryota, Fungi, Glomeromycota, Glomeromycetes, Diversisporales, Gigasporaceae. The record is from the annotation of a GenBank genome assembly.
AUGUCGCGUGAUCUGCCUCGCUUUAAGGACCCUAAAUUUGGAAAUGGUAAUUUGUGUCAAAUUUGUCCUCAAGGAGUAAUAUUAUUGUCUGAUGUUCUUGACAAUAACUCCACUUUAAUCCAUCUUGGAAUUAGCGAAAGUAACACUGAUCCUGAAGGUGAUACGAUUCUUGUGGAAACUCUGAGUAGAAUUACCACAUUGACAUCAUUAAAACUUGCAUUUAAUUGCUCAUUCCUGCAAGGGGACAUGUAA